AGUCACACAUAGGGAACCACAACCAUGACGAUCCAAGGCUGCACUACCCAUCUACAUACGAACUAAUCAUGUAUAUUUAUUCACAAUGAAUCAUGUUGUGUGCUUGUAAUACUAAUACCUGUUUCUCAUCGACCAACUGCCGGAAAGGUACAGAACGAAGCGUCACUCUAUUUGUAGCUGCACAGCAGGAAACGAACGGGUCCCGCAGUAUUACCGUGAAGUAGCUCUUAAGAUGACGCACUUAUCCUCAGUAGUACCUCUGUCUCUAUUACCUAUCAUAUCAUGGCAAGAGCUACAUUGUGACCGUGAUUUUUGAAUUGAAUGCUACAGAAAUCCCAACUCUCCCUGCUUAUCGAUAUGAUGCAUCAACAUCAAUGGUGCUGCUGCCUCCAGCGGGAGAGCGAGAUCAUGUAAGAAUUUAAUCCUUACACACGACAUCAAAGGAGCGCGCGACGAGCGGAACAAGUCGCGCCAUCCCAAUGACUUUCAUGAAAGCACAUGCACAUGUCGUUCGUUCCACGCAGCAAGGGCAUCAACCGAAACGCCAUUGGUGGCGCCUUUGACGACCUCGACGACGUUCUUUACGUGAACCGGGCUUAGGCUGAUCAGUCGCGGCCGUGCAUCAAGUGCGCAGAGGUCGUCAAGAAUAAAGAAGAAGACCGCGGCGGCCGGCUUGGUCGUAUAAGAAGAAAGCUCAUUAUGGUAUCCUUAGCCGGGCGUUUGGAGGGCCUGUCCUGGGUGGCGACGGAUUUCGAGCUGACUCCGACGGAGUUUCGGUUCUCCGACGGGGCCGUUCCUUUGCGCGACGUGCAGGAAGUUGUGUGUUUGUCGGACCGGGAGCUGCGCGUCCGCUGUGCCGGGCGCGACUUUCUCAUUCGGUGCCGCACCGCAGACGAGUGCGAAAAGUGGCACCAAGGUUUUCUCGAGAACGGGCACAGGCUAGGACUGGAGUUUGGACCGAAGAGGACCUCUCUGGCACCUGCGCCGGGCGUCCCCGACCAUCUCCAACAUGCUGGGGGGGUGACCAACUACACUUCUGUACUGCCGGCUCCUGGUGAAUCCGGUAGGUGGAACGCCACCCAGGAUCAUCAGGGUGAAGCACUGGAUGUUUCCGCGAACAACUACUCAGCGAGUAACUUUCCAACAGCGUCAGCCCCGAAUAAUUCGGGAGUGGACUACUUCAUUUCGGCCGCCGCCUCUACCACAUCGUCUCCAACGCGACCCAACGAUAAUAUCGUCGACCUUUCAAACUUACUCACCUCUUCUGCAACUGCAACUGGACUACAUCAGCCGAAAUAUUAUACGACUGGCAGCGCCGCAUCAGCAGGAGAGCCUGCCCCACCGGAUAGUUCGCCGGUCUCGGCAAAAACGGGCGCUCUCCCCGAAAGGGAGCUUUUGCAGCGUUUUCUGCGGACCAAUAACAUUUUCGCGGACCAUUUGGUUCAUGCGCUCCAGUACGUACGGCUGCAGAUCUCCACCAUAGAAAAUUCCAACGACCAUCUGGCGCGCCUCCAGCAACAAAUGGAUCUGAACGCAAACGGAAAUAUGUCGCAAUUUUUCGGGAUUUCCGACACCUCCCGGGGAAUGACGAUGAAUCGUGUGUCCGUCUCCGUGUUGCUGCGGUAUUUGAUUCGAUUUCUCUCCGAACGCAAUGAAGAGGAACGAAGACGGGAAAGUACCAUUAUGGAACAAAAGUACGAGAGCGACAACUGGCGCUGGUACAUAUUCGCUGCGGAGCGGCGCAUCGACGCGACUAAGAUUCCGAAGAUUUCGAUCCCUCCGGCCGCACAGAAAGACGUGCAGCGGUUCACCUCCUUUCUGCCGCGACUGAUUCUAGAGGCGAUCGGCAAGGGGAAGAUCGUGAACAACGUCAUCGACUUUGCGCCGGGCAAGCCGAUGCCGAACCCGGUGGUGGGGUCCACGGAGUCCGUGUUGGUUUUUGUAGAUGCCUCAGGCUUCACCGCAAUGACCGAGAAAUUGACCAACCUGAACCGGGGCACGGAACAGGUGGGCACUUUUCUGAACAGUUUCUUCCGCCGCCUGAUUGACAUCGUCCUGCGGUGGGACGGGGACAUACGAGAGCGCACCACUUGCCCGCCCCCUCGAGCGACUGUUGCCAUGACUACCGUGAAGAACAGGAUGAUGGUCAAUGUCGAAUUUGUUACAGAAUAAGACAGCAGAUGCUGAAAUGAGAAUGACCUUACUUCACCAGCAUUCAAAUCCAAACUUGACAACUUGGAGUGCUUUUGUUUUGGCUUCGAAAUUUGUCUUCAUCACGAACAUCUUCAGUUAGGCACAUUUUUUAUGCAAUGAGGGCGGCGCUACUGGAACAAUUUCUCUUAAUGUUAUUCCACAUGAAAAAUGAAGAGGCGCGGCAGUAUUGCACUCUCAUACGACAUUAUCAAGUUCUCCGGCGACGCGGUAACUAUCAUGUUUCCCAUAUCUUGAGGAAAAAUCCCUGUCCCUCAUCCCUGUCUCCCAGCUCGGGUGGAGAUCAUUUGUCGUGUCGCUGGACCUUUGUUGGAAAAAAUGGUUCAUCAAGUUAAUGUCUCCACCCAUACAAGUUUAAGUUGUCCACAGAGCCUUGAUCAUAAUAUUUUUUUGGCAGUUGUCGUCUCGCAGCACAAGGCUAUCUAUUUAUACUCAAUAAGAAACCUCGGGCCAGAAAAAUGCAGUGCGUUUGGCUGCGGAUAGGGGUGAGAUUUUUCCGCAUGAUAAGUCGUAGACCCGGAGGACGACAUGGAGACCAGAAAGACAGCACCGCUCCGCGCCGCCUGUUGCUGCCAGGAGAUCCACCAGAAGCUCAGCCACUACCCUACGCCGGUCAGCGGCGUGUACUUCUCCUUCCACAUCGGAGUGGGAUACGGGCCCUGCACGCUGCUGCAGUUGGGUGGGGUACUGGGCCGGUUCGAGUACUGCGCCACCGGGCCCGCGUUCCCGCAGAUCGCAAUUGCAGAGCCGCUCGCGCGGGCAACGCAGACUUGCGCGUCCCCGGAGUUCCUUGCGGUCUACGAGCAAGCCCUGCACGCCUUCAGCGGCCGCGAGGAGACGCCCACUCUUCCGGUCAAGGACGGGCCGCCGGGGUACAGAAUUAUGGGCAAGAUCGCAGACCCCGAACAGUACCUCCCGCAAAGCGUGUACAAACCGAGCCCUGACUUCGACGUGACCAUGCUCUCGCGGUACAUCCCCAUGUCCGAGUUCCGUGCAAUUCUUGCAGACGAGAGGUUUGAGGAAGAGAUGCGGAAGAUCAGUGUGAUCUUCCUGUCUAUCAGCAGUGAAGAGCGGGCGGGCGCGGACGUGGCCAGGUCGGCGGAGGGCGUCCUGCUGACGCAGUUGCUGAUGAGCUGCUGUCAGCGGAGCUGCUACGCGCUGGAAGGCAGCGUAAACAAGUUUGUGGUGGAUGACAAGGGUAUGCUGCUGCUGUGUUGUUUCGGGUUGAAACCGCUGAGCCACUUCGGCGACGACCCGGUCCGCGCCACCCUAGCGGCUAUGCGCAUGCUGGACACCCUGCGUGAGGAGGGCGUGAAGGGCCGCGCCGGCGUGGCCACGGGAAUGGUGUGGUGCGGCGUGAUUGGCACUAUGAGAGUCCACAAUUUUUCCCUCCUCGUCCCCUCACUAGCAAGGCCACGGCAUGAAGAUGUUCUACAGAAACUACAGAUGCAGAAGUAACAGCAACAACGCACCAGCUUCCGAGGCACGAUAAGGUUCUUAUUGAAUCAAUAUAGAAUUAUUUCGAUUUGGAUUUUUUGCAGGGAGUUUUUCUUUACAGUCCCACAACUUGUCAUGCGAACAGUGUAAAAUGUAUAAUUUUAAGCCUUCGAAGAUUUGUUUUUGGUGUUUUGCGUGACAAGGAGAGGAAAAGCUACGCACCCUCAUAGGCACCGCGCAGCGGCGCGAGUAUACCGUGUUGGGGGACGUGGUAAAUCUUGCAGCACGUUUGAUGGGGAAUGCCAGCGAGGAGUGGGGUAUUCUCGCCUGUCCCGAGACGGCGCGUUGCUUGCAGAACAACAACAUCGAGGUGCUGGCCUUGGAUCCGAUCAAAAUGAAGGGCAAGGCCGCCCCGGUGCCGGUCUUCCGCCCAACGGGACGCCUGUUGCGUGAUUGGUUGUCCAAGCGCGAAUCCGCGCUCUUCCAUCCUGACGCAAAUGGCACGGAAGCAGAGCGAGAAGUAGGCGACAAAAAGGUCCUCGUCGGCGCAACCAUCUUGAAUCCCGAAGAACCCAGGGGAACAAGGGCUGCUGCUGCAUCGUUUCCACCAAAUAAAUCGAGUACUGGCACGACCAGCAGUGCAGGGGCUACUCCUACUUCUACGGGAAAAAGCCAAAAUCUUCAAGAUUUUUGGUUGCGUUCGUCUGAAUACGUGCAGCUCGAAACCGCCGUCACGGAUCAACUAUCGCAGGGUGGUGGCGUCACCGUCGUGACGGGGGAUCCUGGCACGGGGAAGCACGAGAUCCUCGAACCGCUGCGCAAACUUGCCCAGCGCCGGACUAGGGACCGGACACAGAAUCUUCAUUCAGAAAACUUUCUCCUCCUUGAGGGAAACGCGCUGAACCCAACGCAGUCACACAUGGUACGAAAUAAACACAUGUUUCUUCGUCACGGGAAUUUUUAAGCGUACUCUUAUACUAUGACAACUGUUAGUUUCAUCUUUUUUAGUACUUCCAGAAGUACCUGCAGCAGCAGAGCCGUUUAAUUUUUUUUCUCCACAUGAUUUUAUAACUCCUAUUGCUGAGCAGGGGCAGUUAAAACUUUGCCACGGGGAGGAAAAUCAUCCACGCCGAAAAUUUUUUGACAAUUUCCAAACUUUCCAAAGCUGUCGCGAUUUGGGAAGUCGCCCAACGCGCAACGCGCAACGCCCAACGGCAACCGGCCAAAUCGCAAACGCCCAACGCCCAACGCCCAACGGCCAGCUCGAAAUAUUUUGCAGCUCGAAAUAUUUUGCAGCUCGAAAUAUUUUGCAGCUCGAAACAUUUUGCAGCUCGCAAUAUUUUCUGGCUCGAAAUAUUUUCCGGCUCGAAAUAUUUCCCGGCUCGAAAUAUUUCCCGGCUCGAAAUAUUUUCCGGCUCGAAAUAUUUUGCGGCUCGAAAUAUUUUGCGGCUCGAAAUAUUUUGCGGCUCGAAGUGUUUUGCGGCUCGAAAUGUUUUGCGGCUCGAAAUAUUUUGCGGCUCGAAAUAUUUUGCGGCUCGAAAUAUUUUGCGGCGCGAAAUAUUUUGCNAUUUUGCGGCUCGAAAUAUUUUGCGGCUCGAAAUAUUUUGCGGCGCGAAAUAUUUUGCAGCUCGAAAUAUUUUGUAGGUCCGAAAUAUUUUGUAGGUCCGAAAUAUUUUGUAGGUCCGAAAUAUUUUGUAGGUCCGAAAUAUUUUGUAGGUCCGAAAUAUUUUGCAACGCAAAAUAUUUCGCGGGCCCCGUCGAAAAUGUUUCGCAACAGACUCCCAAUCAAACUUUUCUCCCCGUUUCACUUCCUUACUGAAAUCCCUAAGGAAAACAAACCCCCAAGCAAACUUUUCUCACCGUUUCACUUCCUUACUGAAAUCCUAAAGGAAAAAAAAUUCAGCUGAUCGCGCGCCCGAGAAGAGCAACGCGAUCAGGCAGUCGAAGACCGAAGGCGUCGACUGCAUCCCUGCAAGCUGUGCAUGGGUUGCCACCUAUCCUACUGCGAAAUCUUUCCCCUGGGUAGCCCGAAUUGCUGCGCUAAACACAGCAACUCGGGGAAAACGAGCAAAAUUCUCCCUCCCCUUACCCGCACCAUCCCACUAUCCCCUCACUAUCCUGAUACCCUCCAAGUACCCUAGCGGGAAAUCUUUCCCCUGGGUAGCCAGAAUUGCUGUGCUAAACACAACAACUCGGGCAAAAAAGUGAACUCUUCCCACCCGUUGCCAAUAUCCUCCAACUAUCCUGAAGAUACCCUCGCAAUAUCCCAAUGGAAAUCUUUCCUCUGGGUAGCCAGAAUUGCUGUGCUAAACACAGCAACCCGGGCAAAAGAAAUAUCCUCCCACUAUCCUGAUACCCUCCCAGUAUCCUACUGGAAGCCCUCUCCUUGGGUAGCCAGAAUAGCUAUGCUGAGCGCGCCAAGUCGUAAAAAGAAGCAAACUUCUAUCAUCCGUUCCCAACAUCUUGCCACUAGAAAGGUAGCCCCGCAUCACCCCAAUGCCUUCCCCGGGUCGCCAGAGUAGCUGUCGUGCUAAGCACAGCAAUUCGGAAAUAAAAAAAAAAACCGAAAAGCCCCGAAAUUUCCCCUGGGAAUGCCCUUGGGCAUCUCCACCCGACAUUCCACCUGGAUACGCCUUGAGGCGUCUUGCUUCGCCUGAAAUUGCACCAAGGCCCGCGCUGCAGAUGCUUUCUCAAAGUAAGUGUUUCCAGCUGGAUUUCCAGAUAGAAAUGGAUCAGGCCUCUUCAGCUGGAAAUCCAGCUGGAAACACUUUGAACAGGCCAGGUGGGAAAUGCAUUGAGAAGGCGUCUGCAGCUGCGUUUCCAGGUGGAAAUGCGCUGCAGAUGCCUCUUCCAAAUGUUUCCAGCUGGAUUCCCAGCUGGAAAUGCAUUGAAAAGGCGCCUGCCGCCGUCUGGGACACGCCGCCGGCGGCCAAGCACCAGGCGAGCAGCUGCCCACCACCCUCCCCCGGCGCCCUCCCUCUGUUCGCGAAGGGAAGGUCGCGCCCCAGCGCCAGGCUUGCAGGCGAGCAGCUGCCCACCACCCUUCCCCGGCGCCCUCCCUCUGUUCACGAAGAGGCCGGCAGAGGGCGCCACCGUCCACCGUCUCUGUCUUGGAGGGUGCCUGCGCGCGAGGGAAACAGGCGGGGGCGAAACAGAUUGCGUGCGAGCUAACGCGGGGGGCGCCGUUGUUGUCCGGGGGUGCUGGGGGAGGGUGGUGGGCCCCUGCGCCCAGAGGGCAAUGAAUGCCUCGCGCUGGCGCCCGUCCUCCAUCCAAGCGCGCGGCAGGGGCCCCAGCGCGCCCCCGUUCUGCAAGGCUGCGCGCGGGGGGGAGCGGGAGGGCACCAAGGCGCACAGGGGCGGGGCACACAGGCAGGCGGCACGAACGGGCCACACCACAGACGCGCGGGCGGGGCGUCACGCGCCAGCGCCUCGCAUGGCGCGGGCUGUUCUCCUGCUUCCUUCCCCCGUCCACUGGCGCCCGCUCGCUGUCGCGCUUUGCGUUGUUGCUUGGGCCUAAGGCUUGCCGCCACGCAAACGCGCGCCCAGUGCGGGCGGGGUCCUCGCGCUCGCACAACGACGGGAACCACGGGCGCCAUGGCGCUCCGCCUUCGUUCUUUCAGCAAGAAGCGGCACAGAUGCCUGGCCCCGCCCUGCAUCAAAAAUUUUUUCCCUUGCCCACCCUCUGGCGUUUUUCUUUCCCCCCCGUCCACUCGUUCACCCUCCCACUGCGCGACAUAAGUUGCGGCCUUGUAUUUAUAUGAACUUGGUCGUGUCCUCGCCCUUGUCCUCCUCCUCGUUCUCAUCAGAGCGCUACAAAAAUGAUCCUCCUUGACCCUUAAUGCCUGCUUGUGAUUGUUCUGAUUCCUCAACAUCCUGACCACCACGACCACGGAUGAUCUUUAAGAGCGCAUUUCAAUUAUCAACACGAGCUGUGUUGUUUCCCGAGAGCAACUACUUACGCACAACAACGAACUACAGGUUCAAUUCUUGCCGUGGCAAACAAUUUUCAACCAGCUGGGUGAGGCGAUUCGGGCAGAUCUGGUUUUGAUCGAGGAGAUCAAGGCGCGCACGGGGCUGAAGUGCGACAACAUGUGCGAAAUUAUGACGGGCUUGUUGGCAGACGAGGAACUCUGCGUCUGGCUUCCGCUGCUGUCCAAGGUAAUGUGUUCGGUUGAAUUUGUAUCCGAUUGCACAAGAACCUUUUGUUCUCUCGUCCCUCGUUCCCCUCGUGUGGUGCACUGCAUGAAUCACGACUACAGGAGAGCUGCCACGCGGAGAUUUCCAUGUUGACAAGUCAACUCACAGAGGCAGACUGCAUCACUUGCAAUGUAGUUCCAGUUCGACUGCUUGCAGUUCGACGUCUGCACCCUUCUAGUUCAGCUACGAUAGCAGACAUAGAUGAAUGAUACCGCACUCAAUAUCGUUGCGCUUUUGCAACAUCCCAUCACUAAAAAUGCGGGGCAGGGCCAGGAUCAGCAUAGUACGUUGUGCACUCGCAUAAUUUGGCGACACAGUCGUGAAGGCGCAAACCGACUGUGAUCUGCGGCACACCGGGCGGAACCGCCUGAUGCAGGUGUGUCUUGGUGUCCUCGACGCGUACAGCAGGCGCCGGCGCAUCGUGGUGCUGCUCCACCUGCAGCGAUCUGCCGCCUUCUUUGAGGACCAAGACAAGCGCACCGGCGAAUUCUCCGUCGGCUUGACUAAUUUUAUCCUCAAAGAGCGCCGCAAGGCACGACAGAUGAUGAACACAAGAACCCAGCACCAGGCAUUCGUAUCAGCUGCCAGCAACAAGAAGGACCACGCCAAUAACAUGCACAACCAGAUGAAAAACAUACACUGGCAACAACAUCCCUGGGCGCAGCAACAAGGGCAGCUGCUCUCGUCAUCACAGAUGAAAACAUUCGGAGGGGGUGGACCAGCACAGGACGCGGGUUCAUUGGUGUUCGUACUCUGCACGCGGCCGCUGCAGCAGUCGUCAUGGUUCGACUAUGUGAAGGAGAAGGCGGAGUGUAUCAACGGCCUCGUGCACAUGCAGUACUUCUCCCGGGAGACGGCGACCGAGUACUUUCGUCAUUGCCUCACCCGGUGGCUCCACGAGGACUGCGCGGGCCUCGAGCUCCCGGAGGACGUGAAAGAUUACUUGAUGGACAUGUCGGUUGGCAAUGCCUUUCUUAUCAAUCUUCUUGCCGAGCACUUCGUGCGAAAGCGUUUAGUUGCGGUUCUCCCGACGACACGAGGGAUAGGGGAACAACCAGGGAGAACCAUAAGUAGUGGCGCCGCAGGUGGAGGACGAGAUGAUCUCAGCUAUUCAUCUGCGGAUGUUGCGUCACAGAAGAACAGUAGCCCCAGCGGCGCGCCUUCCAAUGCUGGUGCACCGAGCUCACUUACCCUUUCCAGCAACCUGCACGCUCGUCGCAGUCUUCUGAAACACCAAGCACGGCGGUCGGGGCUAAUGGCUCCCGGAAACAACAGGGAUAAUCAUAAUUUUCCUUUUAGCGAUGAUGCUCCUCCAGCCUCACCCGCCGCGCAGCGAUCCACAUCAAAAGACGUCGCACAAGUCGUUGCUUUUACCGCGAGUAUCGACGAAAUCGACAGCUUGGAAGUUGAUGGGGUGCUCGGAAUUGCUUUCACACACUUCGACCGGCUCAGCUUUAGCGAGCAGAAGGUGCUCAAACUCUGCGCGGCACUGAAUCUGGAUAACUGGACUAGCUCCGACAUAGCGGCUGCGGAAAUGAGCGCGAUAGGAGAAGAGAACUGGGAGGCGGUGUAUGCACAGUGAAUUUCCUUUCGUACUGCACAUUGUGCAAACGUGGCUCCUUGUUCCGUGUGAGAAAACAAAAAACAGAGUGCACUGAAAAGUUUUUCACGCGUUAAAUUUGUGAUGCAUUAUUUUGUCCAACGUGUGCUGUGGGAAAUUUGCAUUGCAUACGCUAGAGCUGAAGAUUACAAAAGCCGAAACGCUCCUGCAACGGCUCGCGCAGCGCGGGAUUCUUUCCGCCGAGCAGCUGCCGCUGAGUAUUAUGGGAAACACAGGAGUAAGAGACGCCGAACGUGGUCCCACGGCUACGUCAAAAACAGGAGAGCGCCGCGAAGGGCGAUCUUCGUCUGCACAGGACGAGGAAAAGCCACUGAAACCGGAUGAGCAGCGGGAGUUUGAAGCGGGAGAACGCAAAGCAUCGGGCCCAGCAUCUUCAGACGAGAAGAGACCUGAGCCCAACACGCUUCGUGGGUCGAGUGGGAGCAGCAUAGUUCCGUCCAGCGCUAUGGAGAGAAAAAAAGGCUACAGUAAACACAUCACUGUUUAGUUGCAGAAACGGCAACACAGUCAGGGAACAAUCUCCCUGCACGAAGAGAUGCGCAGGACCAGCAAUCUUACAUACAACGCAUGAUUACACUUUAACUUGUCAUCUCCGCACGUAGAAGAUGAAAUACACCUGAUUCAUCAUUUAUUUGUUCCUUUUCUUGUCAUGCAGAUCCAGUUCUGGCAGACCAAGCUAUCUCGUCCUGUGCAUGCUGAUGCUGAAUCCGCAACAUGAACACAAUACUUAUGAAUGUGGGAAUGUAAAGCUUUUUUUUUUGGAUAAGCGCAGCCGAGCGAGAGAAGCUGGGGUUGGAGCAGGAAACGCCGCUGCUGCGCGUCUACUCCUUCGCGGCAAAAUUUUACAGGCUCGCGGCAGAGAAGCAGGUGCUGGAGAGUCAGCGGAUUUUUACCCAGAACACGCACCGUGACGUGGUGGAGCGGCACCAGGAUGGUAGCUCGGUGCCUCAAAAACGAACCACCUCUACGCGGAACACGAACAGCGACGUCCCCAGCGUCCCGCUGUUUCUCCCCGGGAGUUCGCUAUCAAAAGCGACUGCGAGCAGCCCGAGCCUUUCUAAGUCGGUGCCCGGGCUAGCAUCUCCCUCGCAAACGAAAUCAUCAAUAUAG
Amoebophrya sp. A120 is the source of this 10576-nucleotide messenger RNA. Lineage: Eukaryota; Dinophyceae; Syndiniales; Amoebophryaceae. The record is from the annotation of a GenBank genome assembly.